CAGACGUCAGUUGUCACAUGUGUCUUAUUUAUCCGUUGUUUAUAAAAAUAAAUGGAUAGUUAAUUUAACGAAUUUGUUUUAUAUUAAAUAAAAAUCAAUAUGGAUUUCAUCAUAGAUACUGUAGGUGAUGAUGAACUCCAGGAAAAAAAUGAAUUACUGGACAAGAAAGAUAAACUCUUUGUAGAAACAGACAAGAAAAUCGAAGCUAUCUUAGAUUUAUUCGAGAAAACAAAGCAAGAGUUAGAUGCGGAACAAGAUGCCGAAGAUGAGGUUCAAAAUAAAUUAAAAGGCUUAAAAAUAGACAACCAAUUCGACGAAUUCUACGAGGAAAUGGGCUGGACAAACAUGGUAGCAUUGAAACAAAAGAAAAAAAAGCAAUUGUUUCGCUUUGACCAGCUGGACAAGGAAACUGGCAAGCUGAAAUCCAAUCUUGGUGGUGUAGAUGUUGAUAAAGAAAUGAAAAAGUCCGUCUUCCAACCGGGAAUAGAGAAAGCGCAUAGAUUGCCAAAAUACAAUGUCAGUGAGAAAAGAUUAAAGGCUAUGCGCAAGAGACAAAGGGAGAAAACAAAAGGACCUGGAUGGUUUAAUAUGAAAGCUCCGGAAAUUAGCGAGGAACUUAAGAAUGAUCUUCAAGUACUGAAAAUGAGAUCUGCAUUAGACCCCAAACACUUCUAUAAAAAGAAUGAUAUGGAAGUUCUACCCAAGUAUUUCCAGGUUGGUCGAAUAAUGGACUCCGCAGUGGAUCAUGUAAAUGAAAGAUUAACAAGAAAACAAAGGAAAAGAACUAUGGUAGAUGAGCUACUAGCAGAUGCUCAGUUCCAGAAGUACAAUAAAAAGAAGUACAAGGAAAUCAUUGAUGAAAAGAGAAAAACUGAAUAUAAAACCUUCAUGAAGGAUAAAAGACAGAAAAAUAAAGCAGCUUUAAAAAGUAAUAAAUUGAAAGCGAAAAAUACACCUAAAUAAAGUUUUUCUAUUA
Messenger RNA from Vanessa atalanta (red admiral), 976 nucleotides. RefSeq names its product deoxynucleotidyltransferase terminal-interacting protein 2. The transcript has 4 exons. Bases 100 to 963 code for a protein of 287 amino acids. Gene Ontology annotation, molecular function: RNA binding. Lineage: Eukaryota; Metazoa; Arthropoda; Insecta; Lepidoptera; Nymphalidae. Gene Ontology annotation, biological process: RNA processing. Gene Ontology annotation, cellular component: nucleolus. The record is from RefSeq and is a predicted model, not a curated record.